Messenger RNA from Bombus pascuorum, 3266 nucleotides. It is a transcript of the gene cpa, whose product is annotated as F-actin-capping protein subunit alpha. Gene Ontology annotation, molecular function: actin filament binding. Gene Ontology annotation, cellular component: actin cortical patch; F-actin capping protein complex. The record is from RefSeq and is a predicted model, not a curated record. The coding region runs from base 54 to 920 and encodes 288 amino acids. Lineage: Eukaryota; Metazoa; Arthropoda; Insecta; Hymenoptera; Apidae. The transcript has 3 exons. Gene Ontology annotation, biological process: barbed-end actin filament capping; actin cytoskeleton organization.
UGCACUAACCUUGGUUUGACAUCGUGGAGUGUGCGUGCGAGAGAAAAGUUAAGAUGGCGGCGGAUGGAGAUGUGAUCCCUGAUCAAGAAAAAGUACGAAUAGUUUCGGACUUUAUACUGCAUUCACCGCCGGGCGAAUUCAACGAGGUUUUUAAUGAUGUGAGAGUCUUGUUGAACAACGACAACCUGUUGAAGGAGGGUGCGUCCGGAGCAUUUGCUCAGUACAACAAGGAUCAGCUCACGCCUGUUAAGAUUGAUGGAAGCGAAUAUCCUGCUCUUAUAACAGAACACAAUGAUUUAGGUGGACAAAGGUUUUAUGAUGCUCGUAGUAAGCAAAGUUUUAAAUAUGACCAUCUUAGAAAGGAAGCACAGGAUUAUGAACCGUAUGAACCAGAUCCUGUAGCUGAACCAUGGAGAUCGGCUUUACAAGAUGAAAUAACAACUUACACUCAAAGUCAUUAUAGACACGGUGCAUGUUCAGUUUUUGGAAAGAGUCAAGGAGGUAACAUUACCCUAACGGCUUGCAUAGAAGAUCAUCAGUUUCAACCUAAAAAUUUUUGGAAUGGCCGUUGGCGUUCCGUAUGGACUGUUAGUUUUAGUCCAAGUUCUGGAAAUGCAGAAUUAAGAGGUAGCCUUAAAGUACAAGUUCAUUACUAUGAAGAUGGAAAUGUACAGCUUGUCAGUAGCAAAGAAGUAAAAGAAAGCUUACCGAUUUCAAAUGAGAAACAAACAGCAAAGGAAUUAAUACGGCUUGUUGAGGAAUCAGAAAAUGACUAUCAAACUGCUAUAUCGGAAAAUUAUCAAACAAUGUCUGAUACAACCUUUAAGGCCCUACGAAGGCAAUUACCUGUUAUGCGAACGAAAAUUGACUGGAACAAAAUUGUAUCGUACAGUAUUGGCAAAGAGCUUAAAAGUCAAUAGAAAUAGAUUUUUUAUAUAAUAUUAAGAGAAAUAAUUAAAAAGCGCAUUUUGCUGCAUGGGUGAAGUCUGGAGGUGUGAUGUGCAUGGGAGCAAAUGUAACGAUGCUAUAAGUUUGGUUAAACAUGUUUUGACUGAAACUCAUGCAUGCCACUCAAGGUUCCUCUGGACCCCUAAAUGUAUCUUGUUAAUAACAAAAGUAAUAAAAAGAAACAUCACUGUAGCUAUCGAUUUUUUAAGAGCAAAAGAGAAAGAAGUACAGAUAUUUUAACUACAAUAUCUUUUUUUACCGAGCUUUUUAAAUUCUGUAUUAACAAUUUCUAAUUGCAUAAAAAAUAUUUUUGCGAUUAUAUUUUAUUUCUAAUGAAUUUUAUUAUCAAAUGCUUUGAUAUAAUACUGGGUUUAAAUGUAACAGAACAUAUAUAUUGUUUAUAAACACUCAUCUUUACGAUUAAAACGUCCAUUAUUUUACAGUAUUUAAGAGAUUGAUUUAUAUAUUAAUCUAUAUAUUAUGUGAAUUGGUGUCUGUUUAUAAAUUUACCACUAUUUAAUAAUUUACAAUCGGGGUAACGGGGAUCCUUGGUCUUACUUUUUGUAAGCACUUUAAUUGGAGUUAUCAUUUGGUAAACCAAGUCAUGUAAAAUUUGUAACUGAUGACUAAAAUCAAACAAACGUGAAACUUGGGGUGAAAUAUCGAAAUCCGUUAAUACAUUUAUUAGAUAUAUUCAAAUUGCAUCAAUCAGAUAGUAAUCUUGUAUAAUAAUUAUAUUUCAGUGCAAACAUUUCUAAUGAACUGCAUUUACUGAAUUCAUUUGUUGUAAUUAAUUACAUGGAUUAUUGUCUUGUUGAUAAUUUGAAUGAAUAGAUAAUUCUACUUCAUCAAUUUUGUAAAAUUUAUAGUUUAUAAUCUGGAGUUGAAGUUUAAUAUUAAAAGAUUAAAUGCAUCAAUUUUAACUUAUAUUAAUAUCAUAAUGUUAAUAGUCAACAUUACAAAGUAUAAGUACAUGAAGUAUUGCACAGUGGGAAAGAAAUUGCUGUCUAACAUGUGCAUGUUCGGUCAGCCUAAUGAAACCAUCGAGUUAAAAUACUUGAAUCAAUGGUGAUUAAAAUUUUAAUUCAUUAGUUGCACAACAAUAUAAUUUUUUUUAAACACUUAAGCCUUGUAACACCUAAAAAGCACAAUAACAUGUUUAAUAUAUCUAUAAAUGAAUACUGUCAUGGUUUCAUGCUAUGUACAAACAUAAUAGCAUGCUGGGGCCACAGGUGAUGUCAAAAUAUACAAUAUCAAAUUAAAUAGAUAUGUCUAUCAUCGAUUCACAAUCUGGUACAGAAUGCCAUUAAGUGUUCAUAGCAUUCGAUACACAAAGCAAAACUUCAUUCAUUACAAAUAUUGGUGGGCAAGGCCUACUAUUUUUGUCCAAUUUUAUAUUUCAUAAAAUAUAAAUUUAUACAUUUUUGUUAAGAUGUAUUGUUUUAUGAUAAGUAUGUCUAUUAUGGCAAAUAUGUUGCAAAGUUUAAUAGUACGGUAUGAAAUAAAUGUUAAUCAUUGCAACUUGAUUUCUGUGUUAAUCAUAUUAUAGUUGUAUGAGUCAUUUGUAUCAAAUAAUGAUGUUGAAAAAUCUUUUGGUGCUAUCGCUUACCACACAUUACACAACCAGACAUGUAUGCGAAAACGGAAACUAACAAAGUACAUAAUGCAUUGUACAUUGUAGAAUGUAGCCUAUAGCCUGCUGGAGCCUUAAUCUGUUCACUUUAUGUUGAGGGGGUAUUAUGUACAUAUGUUAUUUGAAUGAAUGAAUGCGAUGAAGCACACUACCAUUUGACUUUUCAGACCUUAGGAUUCGAAACAUGUUUGUAAUAUUAUUCAUAUUUUGUAAGUUACAUCGUAAUUCAAAAUAUUUUAUUUAAUCAUGCUAUUCGAUAAUUUUUAGAAAAAAAACUUUGAACAAAAUACAUACAUAACUUAAAUAUAAGAUCAUAAAAUCAUUUGAUCAGUUGUGAAGAAGAAGUUAAAAGAAAUGUGCAGAGAUAUAAUACAAAAAACUUAGUAUACUAAAUAUUGCAAUAAUAAAAUUUUAUAUGUAAAUAUGAUGAUACACAUUAUUUAAACAUUGUAAUUUGUGUUACGUAUGUAAAUUACAAAUGAAGUGUUGAAGUUUCGAAUCUUAUCAAACUUUACAGAAAAUAGUUGCCUAUGAUAAUAAAAUUAGGUAUUACCUACAAUCGAAUGUACCGUAAAAUAAGAAACGCAUGUCCUUAUGUAAAAACUUAAACACAGAAUACAUUUAUCAGUUAAAUUAUGUAUUAUUAAAUGUUAUGAUUGAUUAAAUAAAGUGAUAUAACACUUUA